Coregonus clupeaformis (lake whitefish) is the source of this 5806-nucleotide messenger RNA. RefSeq names its product remodeling and spacing factor 1-like. The transcript has 16 exons. Lineage: Eukaryota; Metazoa; Chordata; Actinopteri; Salmoniformes; Salmonidae. Gene Ontology annotation, cellular component: RSF complex. Gene Ontology annotation, biological process: regulation of DNA-templated transcription. Bases 278 to 3916 code for a protein of 1212 amino acids. The record is from RefSeq and is a predicted model, not a curated record.
UAUAAUUUAUAGACUGUAGAGCACCUAAAAUAUGCCUGCUAGCUACAUGACGCAUUGUCCUACCAGGAAAUGAAAUGUUUAGUAAUCGUUUGGGCCUAGAUAAUAAACCACAACAAGAACAUUAUUGAUGUUUGAAACUUGCGUCCCUUGGGGGAUAGUGGUAGGGGGACUACCUGGUCACAGAGCCACCCACGAUGCGAUGUUGGCGCGCUGAAUUCUGGGCUCUUUUCUGUCCUCCCAACUCCGUUCAUUCUCAUCCUACUCCCCGGCUGGAAAAAUGGCUGCUUCAGCGGCAGCGCAGGGCUCAAACCCCGGUCUCUGCCCCAGUUUCGCAGUGGUCUGCUCGUUCCUGGAGCGCUACGGACAAGCCCUGGACCUCCCCGAACUCACAUUUCCGCAGAUGGAGAGGUAUCUCCGGGACACAUCGACAGUUCCCACGCCACUGGUGGAGCUGCACAUCAAGCUUUUGAGGAAGCUUGGCAAGUCUGUGUCUGCAGACAAGUGGGAGAGGUACCUGGCAAAGGUAUGCCAGGACAUCAACAGUAGCUGGGCAUGGGAGCUGGAACACAAAGGCUACCAAGACAUGAGCAUGGAGUGCAAAACCAGCAUCCUCAAAUACCUGUGUGAGAUCCAGUUUGAUGACAACCUGAAGUUCAAGACGUUGGUGAACGAGGAGGAGGCGGAGGCGAUGAGGCUGCAGCCAUUGGGCAGAGACAGACAAGGCCUGAUGUACUGGCUGCAGAUUGACGCCCAACACAACAUUCGCCUGUACACAGAGGAACAGGACGACUGGGACGGAUCCACCUGGAGAUGUAUCGUCAGAACCCGGAACGACUUGGCCGAUGCUCUAGACCUCCUGAAGACCCAGCUGGACCCAGAACACAAGGAGAAAGAGGAGGGAGAGACGGAGAGAGAGAAAGAGAUGGACAGAGAGAAGGAGGGAGGAUCCAACUGUGCCAAACCUGUGGAGAGGGGGAGAAGACACAAGGAGGAGGGCGAGGCUGGAGGAGAGGAAGAGGAGGAGGAGGAAAGACGGAAGAGGAAGGCUGAGGAAGACAAGAACAAGAGUAAAGAGAGAGAGGAGGAGGAUAAGCGAGAGAAGAGUAGAUCAUCUCCCUACCCAGAAUCCACUAGUACGGAUGACAACACGGCGUCUUUAGCAGAGAAGGAAAACCCAACCAAGCUUGAACCGGUAGUCUCAGUGAAGGAGGAAAACAUUGCAGUUGAGAUGAAGGAAGAAAAGGAAAUAAAAAAACGUGGUGAGAAAGAAGAGGGAGAGACACAGAGUGUGAGGAAGGAGGAGAGGUCAGAAGUGAUUGACAACAGAGUGAGCACCAUCACUGCGCUCGUCAAAGAGGAGCCCCAAACGCUUAGCAACUCCCCUAGCAACGCUGUCUCCGUUGUCAUGGUGCCCAUCUCAGCAACGACAAAACUGGAAAUUCCUCCUGUGAAGGAGGAAACGGAACGGGCCCUGAGGACCGACCAGCAGGCCAAGAUACCACUGAAGAAGAGAGAGCUCUUUGGUGCCAACCGUCACCAUAGCAAUACGCAUCAUAACAACAAUAGCCAUAGCAGCAGUACUAGCAGUAGCAUCAUCGUCCGUAACCCUUCAGUAACACAUACCAAGGAGGAGCAGCUGGGGAGGCAGUCAGCGCCACCUGUGGGCCUGGCUGUCCCACUGCCAGAGGAGCUGACCAAUGGGGGGGCUCCCCUAAACGGGCUUGGAGGGCUCACAGGGGGUAUAGGUCAUGUGGGGGUCAUCUGCAGGUCGGCCUCGCAGCAACAAGAUGGCGGAUCGGUCUGUACGGAGAGAACCAGACCAGGGGCAGAGGAGGGGGAGGAGAGGAGCAGGCAGUCAGUCCUGGUGAGGAAGAGCCCUGGCUGGGGAGAGACUGGAGCCCCAACACCCCUGGAGCCUAGAGGACAGGAGAGACAGGCAGGAGGAGAGGAGAGAGAGAGGGAAAGGAAUGAGAAAGGAGAGAGAUCGAGGGAGAGGUUAGGAGAGGAUGGAAGAGAGAACGCGAGGGAGAGGUUAGAUGGAGACCAGUCUGGAGAGAGGGAUGACAACCCAAAAGAGAAAGAAGAGAAAAAGACCACCCUCCAUAUGGAGAAAAGCGAGGGAUGCCAUGGAACAGAGGAAGAAGAGAAGAAGAAGAGUACCUCAGGAGAGAAGGAGCAGGGGUCCGAGAGCAGCCAGACUGUUGAAGGACAGAGGGACCAGGAGGACCAGGGAGAGGCCCUCAGCACAGACACACCAGCCCAUGCCGGGGUGAGUGGAGCUGGGCAUGGAGCAGCAGACCGGCCGGGUCCCCUGGAGGCCUCCUCUGAGCUGCAGAAAGAAGGGAUCAGGCUGAAGAUAAAGAUCCCUCCCAACCAGAGGAUAGAGAACGUGAGAGAGGAGGAGGAGAAGGGGGAGGAGCAGGGAGAUGGGAGGUCUCUGCGGAGAUCGGCUCGGAUCUGCAGACCCAGCCCAAACAAGGUGGAGAGCCAAGACGCACCCCCGAGAGUGAGGGAGGAAGAAGAGGAGGGGAAGACUGCUCAAUGGCAAAAGAAGAGAGCAAACCCUGAGGGACAAAGCAGGACUGUAAAGAGCAGACGAAGACAACGAGGCGCCCGCUGGUCAAACACUCGAGCGAAGAGAUGCAAACCGAACGAGGGAGGAGAGGAGAGAGGGAGGGAGGAGGAGAGAGGGAGGGAGGGAAGUAUUUGUGACUCAGAUGACUCUAGCCAAUCAGAAGAGACGCCUAAUGAAGAUCCCUGCAGCCACUGUGGACUCCCCAACCACCCCGAACUGAUCCUGCUGUGUGAUUCAUGUGAUAGUGGUUACCACACCGCCUGUCUCAGACCCCCUCUCAUGGUCAUACCUGAGGGAGAAUGGUUCUGCCCGCCCUGCCAACACAAGCUGCUGUGUGACAGACUAGAGGAGCAGCUGCAGAAUCUGGAUUGCGCUCUGAAGAAAAGAGACCGAGCUGAGAGGAGGAGGGAGCGUCUGGUGUAUGUGGGAAUCAGUGUGGAGAACAUCAUUCCUCAGGAAGGGGAGGAAGAAGAGGAGAAACAGGCGAAGAAGAAAGAUGCAAAAAAGACCAAAAACCUGGGAAGGAGGUCUACCAGAACCAGGAAGUGUAUCAGCUACAGGUUUGAUGACUUUGAUGACGCCAUUGAUGAAGCGAUAGAGGAGGACGUCAGAGAUGCGGAUGGAGGAGGAGUAGGGCAGGGUAAGGACAUGGCCACCAUCCUAUCAGAAGAGGGGAAGGAGAAACGAGGACCAACCACAGCUCAGGCCCCUCCCACCAGGAGCAGGAAGAGGCGGAGACUCAACGACCUGGAGAGCGACAGCACGGCUGCAGAGAGCGAGGAGGAGUUUCAGCUCAGCGCCAGUACGGAGGAGGAGGAGUUUGUAGCGUCAGGUGAUGAGGAAGCAGCCAGUGAUGUGGACAGCUUUGCCAGCGACCCAGGCUUCGUAAGCCAGUCCACACGGGCACAGAGACGGGCACCUAAACAGAGAACCACCAGGACCUCCAGGACUGCAGCAAAGUGCAAGAAACGCCCACGCAGACAGAGGAGAGGAUGGGGGGAGGAGGAGGAGAGUGAAGAGGAGAUAGAGACCAGUGAUUUGAGUGACAGCGAUGGGGACAGGAAGAGGUGUGGUUUAAGGCGGGGCCGGAAGUGGGAGGUGAACUACCGCGAGACGUCAGAAUCCGAGGGUUCCCAGACAACCACCAAUAAGGACAAGGCCAAACCCCGCCGCCGUCGUCUCUCCAGCUCAAACAGCGAUGGUCAGUUACUAUGGUUACCAUCCCUGCCCCCAAUUAGGGAGGUCCAUGUGGAACUUGACAGGCUGUCAUUUAGUGAAUGUAAACAACUCAUAACCAACCUGCAUUCAGACACUAGCGGAAAAAAACGCUUCUGCAAGUGAAAGCGUGCCGAUAACGUUCCACCCCUCCCCCUCCUAAAUUUAAACCAAUCUAAACCGACCCACUGUCCCUAAACCAACAUUUCCUGGUUGGCUGGAUGAAGCGGAAAACACGUCACCAGACGCAGAGAAAAUAGAGCCAUCGAUUCCAUUGCGUCAGGCAAAGGAACGUUUUUGCCGCUAGUGUCUGAAUGCGGGGUUAACUCCUGCUGCUGUCUGAAUCCGCCGCUCGCUCCCUCUAUUUCAGAAUCCUCCCAUUCCAGAGAGUCUGAGGAGGAAGAAGAACAGAAGAGAAUGAGGGGAAAGAGGCGGAGAGAAGAGGUGGAGGAGAGUAGAACAAGGGGAAAGAAGAGGGGAGGAGAGAAGAUGGGCAGAGGGAAGCGGAGGGAGGUGUUGAUAGAACAGCGGAGGAAGAAAAGCAGACCCUCCACUAAAGAUGAUAAUGAUGAAGGGGAAUCGGAGUCGUCAUCCGAGGAAGAUCGUCCUAUCCGAAAACGACUUAACCGCAUCGACUCUGAUGAAGAGGAGGAGAAAGAGGGAAAAAAUAAGGAGGAGGACAAGGAAGAAGAGGAGGAGAAGAAGCUGAGAAAGCCGUUGUCAAAAGACAAGGAAUCAAACAGCCCUAACGGACAGCAGGCCUCUAGAGGCUCAACAAAGCCUGGGGCUGAGAGCGCAGCCUUACCCAGGGACAGAGCAGCCAGAGCUGGGCAGAACAGGUCUAACAGUCCCUCACCUCCUGACCAGUCAGACGCAUGAUGACAUACAGACUUUUACUUUUAGUUAUAUAUUUUUUACUUUCUUGCCUUUCAACAACAACCUUUCAACUGGACCUCUCAUUACCUCAUCAUCCCUCCUCCCCUUUCUCCUUCCCUUCCUCUAAACAGGAUGAAUAACUACUGGACCAAACACACUAGAACCAUCCAACACACAGACACACAACACAAUACACAGCCAGAGGGUGAAGGACUGUCCUGACCUCCACCAGACAGACACCCUCCUUAGACUGUACAUAGAUACUCUCUCUGCUCGGCUGCUGAUCCUGUAAAAUACUAGAUGUUCCCUUCUCUCUUCUCUGUCUCCCUGUAAAAUAGUGUUCUAUAUACCAUGAAGGAGAGAGCAAAUGGACUAGAGCGUUUAAUUAUCCCAAAAAAGAGAGAGUUGGAUGUUUUAAACCAAUGGAAGAGCUACUCCUGUUGUUCUGUUGUGAACCAGGAAGAUAACUACCAGAAAGAGAUUCAUACAGGCUGAUUCAUCUCAAAUGGCACUUUGCAGAUUUGACCACAGUUCUGGAUACAGUUGUAGUUAUAGCUACAGUACACUGGGGGCUGCCAGAUGGACACUGGCAAACGAUCUAACUAGCUAUGUUCAAUAAAUCAAUUCACUGUUGGCUUUGUGUUAGUUGAAGUGUUCCUUCUCUCGCUCAGUGAGGAGUGAAUCAUUUCUCCACAGUAGUCUACUACUCUCCAGUCCAGUCUAUACAUUCUACAUCCUACUACUAUUUGAGAAGAUGGGGUCAUAUUCAUUAGUCAGAAAAAGGACUGAAACAGGGAGGGCCUACCUGAACUUGCAAAAUGUUUGCUGCUGUGUGCCGUAAUGAAUAUGGCCCCAGGUGUGAAUGCUGUAUCUGGCCCUCAGUCCACUGUCUGUUCUGUUUUCAUCAUCACAGAGUUCCAUCUGAACCGCUUGUAGAUUCUAUCAUUCUAGCUCACUGUUCUUAUGUUGGUUUCUCUCUCUCCCCACCCCCAAAUAUCAAAUAUUUUGAAAUGUUCAGUCUGAAAAAAAAACAAGAAAUCACCCUGUUAUUCAUCCACAGUGUAUGUACAGUAUGUUUAUAGUUGAUGCUGUAACAUAGGUGUUUUAUAAGUUAUUAAAAACCAAUCUUCAAGCAUCUCA